This is a messenger RNA of Gasterosteus aculeatus aculeatus (three-spined stickleback), 2143 nucleotides long. NCBI's taxonomy places the organism in Eukaryota, Metazoa, Chordata, Actinopteri, Perciformes, Gasterosteidae. The record is from RefSeq and is a predicted model, not a curated record.
AGGCGGGUGUGGCCCGUUGGCUCGUGUUGUUUCUUCCUGUAUUUGUAACCUGUCGGUGAUUUAUCGCGCAGUCACGUGUCCCACACACAGAUUGCAGUGACGCUCCCUGUUCGCGUUCCGCGUAAAUGACGAGCGGCGGACUUCGGGCUUCCGCCUCCGCCCUCCUGCUCUGCCGCAUCUGCAACUCCCGGCGAUUUCACGUCCCGUUCGCGUGCCUCGUUCUGCUCGCGCUGCUUCGCACUUUGAGUGCGCGCUAAGAGGUUUUGCUUCGGCCGCCGCGGGAGGAAGUUCAGGAAAGUCGUAAACAAUCAGUCAUGGCCGACAUCAGCGCAUCAAACACAGGUUUUGCCUUGGAGCUGCUGCGCACUCUGAGCCAAGCGAGUCCCGCUGGAAACAUCUUCGUCUCCCCGCUGAGCAUCAGCUCCGCCCUGGCUAUGGUUUACCUGGGGGCCAAAGGAGACACCGCUGCUCAAAUGGCAAAGGCGCUGUCAUUCAGCUCUGGUAAAAGCGUCCACGGAGACUUCCAGACACUGAACGGCGACAUCAACUCACCCUCCGCCUCAUACAUCCUCAAACUAGCCAACCGCCUUUACGGAGAAAACACUGCCAACUUCCUCCCGCUGUUCCUCAAAGCCACUCAGAAGCACUACCAGGCCGACCUGAAGGCCGUGGAUUUCAUGGGGGCUCCAGAGGCAUGCAGAAUGGAGAUCAACAGCUGGGUGGAGCAGCAGACGGAGAAUAAGAUUAAAGAUCUUCUGAAGCCGGGAACGGUCACUCCUAUGACACGGUUGGCUCUGGUUAAUGCCAUCUACUUCAAGGGAAACUGGUUGAACCGCUUUGAUCCGGCGAACACCAAAGAGAUGUCCUUCAAAGUCAACCAGAAUGAGGCAAAGCAGGUCCAGAUGAUGUACCAGAUGAAGAAGCUGCCCUACAACUACGUUCCUGAGCUCGGGCUCCAGAUCCUGGAGCUGCCGUAUGUGGAUGAGGAGCUCAGCAUGUUCAUCCUGCUGCCCGAGGAGUCGGCAGAUGGCUCUGACGCGCUGCUGAAGCUGGAGAAUGAGAUCACGCAGGAGAAGCUUGGCGAGUGGACCAACAGGAGAAACAUGGAUGUCCACUCAGAAGUCCUCGUUCACCUGCCCAAGUUCAAGCUGGAGGAAGACUACGAGCUGAGCGAGCCUUUGGCCAAACUCGGGAUGACGGACGUGUUCUGCGGGGCGAAGGCCGAUCUGUCCGGCAUGAAUGGGGAAAGAGGACUGUUCCUGUCCACAGUGGCCCACAAGGCCUUCGUGGAGGUGAACGAGGAGGGGACGGAGGCGGCCGCGGCCACCGCAGGCAUGGUAGCGUUCUGUAUGUUUAGGGAGGAGCACUUCACAGCGGACCACCCCUUCAUCUUCUUCAUCAGGCACAAUAAAACCAAGGCCAUCCUCUUCCUCGGGAGGUUCUCGUCUCCUCAGUAGACAGAAUCAGCAGAUGAAGAUUUUAGUCCAAUUGGAAAAAAAAUAAAAAAAGAAUAGGAAAAAAAAACAACCUUUGAAAUGAUUCUAUUGAUUACAGUUUCAAUAUUACAGUGGUUUUAACUAGGGGGGUUUUGUUGUCUGCCAUUGCACUUCAUUCACAAAUAUAGAUAUUUUGCUUUGGGUUUAAAAGUGAUUACAUUCGUAAUAUAGGCAACCAGAGGACUGUUAAUUUGACUUUAGUUAUAAUAAGAUGGGUUCACAAUAAAACUGGAAACUAGGAAAGCUUAUUGAAAUACAAUUGGCUCCUUUCACCUCAGUUCUAUUGUAGGGACAGAAAAAUCUUGGUAGACAAAACUAUUCACUGGUUAUUACUGAAAUCGUAUUCUUUAUAACUUUUAGAAAAAUAGAUACAACAUAAGAAGAAUGAAUUGCCUCGCUCGUGUUAAUGCGUGCAUGAUACAUUUUGAGAAACUUUUCAAUAUUGUAAAUUCCUGCAGUUUGUCACUCCUUUUACAUUCAUUUGUUAAAUAUCAGUGCAUAACUUUACUUAGCUGUCAAAGACAGUUUUGAAACAUGGAAAUCACAAGCACCGGUUGAAGUCCUGGGAAAGCAUUCCUACCAUUGUGUUGGAUAUUAGAAAUAAACUGACGACCCGGUUCAUAAAUUAAUAAAAUGCAUAUAGUGUA